AUUGUCAUAACUGUGGAAUGUAACUUUACUCAUCUUUCUUGUGAAAACCAUUCAAUUCAAUGUUCCUAUAGCAAACUCCUCAAACCUCAUUCUCUUAUUUUUUCCCAAUUAAUGCUCAUAAGUUUAUAACAGUACACUUCAAUUACAUCAUAUCAUAUAGAUGAAAAACUUGGGUAGAAAGGGUUGGUAUUGGUAAUCAAAUUCACACACACUCACUCACAUACUUUACCAUAAAAUAACAUUUUUUCUUUUUCUCCCUUUGAUUUCCUGAAUUGGGUUUGUAGCUAAUUAGGAUCUGGUUCUUCAGUGCUUCACUGUUUUGUUUUCUAGCUUCUGGAAUUUUCCAUGGAGAUAGAGAAUAGUGUGAUGAAGUCAAAGAAGAUGGAAGAGUAUGAAGUGAUUGAACAAAUUGGUAGAGGAGCAUUUGGUGCUGCUUUUCUUGUUCUUCAUAAGUCUGAGAAAAAGAGGUAUGUGUUGAAAAAGAUUCGAUUGGCUAAGCAGACAGAGAAGUUCAAACGAACAGCACACCAAGAGAUGAAUCUGAUUGCAAAACUGAAUAACUCAUAUAUUGUGGAUUACAGAGAUGCUUGGGUGGAGAAGGAGGAUCAUGUAUGCAUUAUAACUGGCUACUGUGAAGGAGGUGACAUGGCUGAUAGUAUUAAGAAAGCUCGAGGAUCAUUUUUUCCUGAGGAGAAGGUUUGCAAAUGGCUAACUCAGUUGUUGAUAGCUGUCGACUACUUGCACUCUAACCGUGUAAUCCACAGGGAUCUCAAGUGCUCCAACAUAUUCCUCACCAAGGACAACAAUAUUCGGCUCGGUGAUUUUGGUCUUGCAAAGCGACUUAAUGGAGAAGACCUCACUUCCUCGGUAGUUGGAACUCCAAAUUACAUGUGUCCUGAGCUCCUCGCAGACAUACCAUACGGUUAUAAAUCUGAUAUAUGGUCUCUUGGUUGCUGCAUGUUUGAGAUUGCUGCACAUCAACCAGCAUUUCGUGCUCCGGACAUGGCUGGACUUAUCAAUAAAAUAAACAGAUCCUCCAUUUCUCCGCUGCCAAUUGUUUAUUCUUCUACACUGAAACAAAUUAUCAAGAGCAUGCUGAGGAAAAGUCCUGAACAUAGACCAACAGCUGCCGAAUUGUUAAGACAUCCACAUUUACAACCUUACGUUCUUCGCUGUCAGAAUGCAUCAUCUAAUGUUCUUCCAAUAUAUCCCCUAGUUAACUCAAAGGAUAAAACAAAAAGAUCUCCCAAAUCUAGUGGUGGCAAGUGCCAUUACGACAGAGAAAUGGGAUUUGUAAAUCGUUUGGAACGGGUUCAUCCAAUUGAGGGAAAUGGUGAUCUACAAAUUAGCAAUCUUCGUAACAAUGGUGAGGUAACAAUCUCAACCAGCACAGAAGACAAACUUGAGAGCAAGAUGGUUUAUCUUACGAGCUACAUAGCUGAAUCUUCUACUAGUAUUAGCGGCUCGAAAGAUGGGUCAACAACAUCCGAAUCAACCACUUGCAGUGUAUGCAAGGAGGACUAUAAAACUAGACCAGCAAGGGAAAUAGCUAGCACCGGCAUCACCUCAAAGAGCAUACAAGAUUCUCUGCAUGAAAAAAAACAAAGAUUUGAUGCAGAGACCACCGAAGUUGAAGAUACCUUCUUGAGCAAAGGCUUUGAUAAUGCUGAAACACAUAGGGAAGAUGCCAAACUUGAUGACCUCAGGAAAUCUACUACUUCCAGUGUGAGUAAUAGCAGCACCGAAAAAAACAAUUCCGCUAACGAGGAAAGUUCAUCGCUAAUCAUGCAUCCUCUCAGGGUUGAACAUGGCACUAAAUCUGUAGACAACUUGAAAAAAAAUGAAAACCCUGAUGCCUUUACGGAAGAAGGCUCACAUAUGAACGACUUGUUGUGUGAGAGUAAUGAUAAUCAUAAUACUGAUAGACUUGCAGUUAAGGAUGAUGGCAUAGCAAAACAACACAUUAUUUGCUCCACACAGAAAGAUGGUAAUGUAACACCAAAUGGCAUUUCAUUGAGUAUAGUUACUGCAACAGAUUGUGCUGGUGAUGGUGACGAAACAAUCAAUAAUGAGUUGGAUAGUCCGUGCCAUCAAAGAGCUGAUGCAUUGGAAUCUCUGCUUGAGUUAUGUGCUCAGUUACUUAAACAAGAUAAACUUGAAGAGCUUGCAGGUGUGCUGAGACCAUUUGGAAAAGAAGCUGUAUCAUCAAGAGAAACGGCAAUAUGGUUGACAAAGAGCCUUAUAUCUGCUCAAAAGUUUAACCCUGAAACCUAAUUUAUCAUGAGAGGGUCUCAUCAUUAAUUUAUUUUAAUUGUUGUAAGAAAUGUGUAUUUCAAAUGCCAUAUAAGUUUUUUCAUUUGAGUUUGUUGCUUGGUUGAUGAUUGAACAUGCCACAUAUUGUUUAUUGCUAAAUGGUUAUACUAAUUAAAUUAUUUCUGUUAGGUUGGAUACGGUCUAUAGGCCACA
Messenger RNA from Medicago truncatula (barrel medic), 2466 nucleotides. RefSeq names its product serine/threonine-protein kinase Nek6. NCBI's taxonomy places the organism in Eukaryota, Viridiplantae, Streptophyta, Magnoliopsida, Fabales, Fabaceae. Gene Ontology annotation, molecular function: ATP binding; protein serine/threonine kinase activity. The transcript is spliced from 13 exons. The record is from RefSeq and is a predicted model, not a curated record. Gene Ontology annotation, biological process: protein phosphorylation; microtubule-based process. Bases 346 to 2274 code for a protein of 642 amino acids. Gene Ontology annotation, cellular component: cortical microtubule.